UGCUAGAGCCGAGCUCGGCUGCAGACGUACUCUACUGCUGCGUGCCACGGUACCCCUCUCCCCCGGCAUCACGGCUGCACAGUAGCGCGAGAGAGAGAGAGUGAGAGAGAGAGAGAGAGAGAGAGAGAGAGAGAGAGAGAGAGAGAGAGCGAGCGAGCCUCCGUGCGGAAGCUCGAGCCAGCACGGACUCGACCAAAGCAGCGGCAGCGACGAGCUUGCGGAGAAGGGAGAAGCACACUCGGACCCAGCGAUUUCUCGCGGCUCGGAAAAAUUGACAAACACGGCUCGGUGUGUGCGUGCGUGGCUGCGUGAGUGCGCGCCGACCGCGGAGAUGCCCGUGCGAGCGUGUGUGUGCGGAGCAGCUAGCCAGGCCCGCAGACGCGAGCGAGCGGCCAGUCGCUCGUAGCUCGUAUUCGCGAGUGGUGCCAGCAGCCGCAAUAUACCAACUCUGACCAGCAGCAGCUCGGAGGUGCAGAGCAUCAUAGACUCGCUCGCGAGGGAGCCAGCGCUUCUCGGUGCUGCGUCGUCCCCGUCUUGGUCCUCGUCAGUGCGCGAGUGUUGCGAUUCCGCAGUCCAUGUAUAUCCUUGUCGCCCGUGUGUGUUUCAGUGCGCGCGCGUACAGGCCGUGAGCGCAGUAGCGGCAGCGGCGGCGGGUGGGAGAGAGAGAGAGAAUCUCUUCUCUCUCUCUCCGCUCCCCGUGUACCUACGUGGGAAUAGGUCAGCGUGCUACGGAGAGCACGGAAAGUGUGGCUGCCGCAGUGGUAGCAGGCCCCCUUCCUUCCUCUUCCGUCGACGAAAACAAAGCAAAUCUGGAGUCAGCGUCGCGCAGUGAAGUGUCGUCGUCGCCGUUAUCGUUGUUGUUGUUGUUGUUGUUGUUGUUAUCGUUAUCGUUAUCGCUGUUCUCGUCGUCCUCGUCGUCGUCGAAGCUCCGACACAGUGCGCGCGGGUGCCCGAAUCCUUGUUAAUUAUGAAGCGCAUGAAGAGCAGCAAGCACCUGAGCAGAAGUGGCAGUGCCGGGAGCAGCAGCAGCAGCAGUGGACGCGGCCCCAGCAGCGGCAAAAAAAGCGGCGGUGGCGGCAGCGCGAACGGCAGCAGCAGCAGCAGCAGGUGGGGCGGCAGCAAGCAUCAGAGAGACUCUAGCGGUGCGCGCCAGCGACGGUGAAUGUGCGACCCGGGGGCGGCGGUCGCAGCAGGAGGAGCAGCAGCAGCAGCGGGAGCAGCGGCGGCAGCGGCGACAGCGGUAGCGGCCGCGUCAUCAUCGGGAGCUGCUCUGCCGGCUGCCGUGGUCGGCGCCGCCGGCCACUACCACUACUACUUUUUCGAGGAAGCGGCGGAGGAGGCGGAGGAGCCAGGAGAGGAGAAGGUGAUAUCGAUAGCGAGAUCGACUUUGCCGGCGUCGUCGUUGCCGUCCCCGUCGUGGCGGCGCGACCACGUGAGGAGGAAGAAGAAGAAGAAGAAGAAGAAGCCGGAAGAGGAGGUGGUGGAGAAGGAGCUGCCUCGGCUGCGCCAGGAUGACGUGCGAGGACACGAGCGAGCAGCCCCCGGUGGACGACUGCCUCAAGGUGAGGAAGUGGUGGUGCUUCAUCCUCUCGAGCAUCUUCACCUUCCUCGCGGGCCUGCUCUUUGUGCUGAUCUACCGGGCGUUCGAGAUCAUCUGCUGCCGCAAGGAGCCCGAGUUCGCGCCCAAUGACCCCAAGCAGAAGGAGCAGAAGGCCGCCCGCCAGGGCAAGGACUUCGAGGGGACCUUCAUGACCGAGGCCAAGGAUUGGGCGGGCGAGCUCAUAUCCGGACAGACCACCACUGGACGCAUCCUCGUGGUGCUAGUUUUCAUCCUUAGCAUAGCAUCGCUUAUAAUAUACUUCAUUGAUGCCUCCAGCGAGGAGGUGGAGCGUUGCCAGAAGUGGAGCAACAACAUUACUCAGCAGAUAGACUUAGCUUUCAAUAUAUUUUUUAUGGUCUACUUUUUUAUACGCUUUAUCGCCGCCAGUGACAAGCUGUGGUUCAUGCUGGAGAUGUAUUCGUUCGUGGACUACUUUACGAUACCACCGUCUUUCGUCUCGAUCUACCUGGAUCGGACGUGGAUCGGACUGAGGUUCCUCCGAGCCCUACGACUGAUGACGGUCCCUGACAUCCUCCAGUACCUAAACAUUCUAAAGACAUCGAGCUCCAUUCGCCUCGCCCAACUCGUCUCCAUUUUCAUCUCCGUCUGGCUCACCGCUGCUGGCAUCAUUCAUUUGCUUGAAAACUCAGGGGACCCUUUCGAGUUCAAGAAUCCGCAACAGCUCUCGUAUUGGACCUGCGUGUACUUCCUGAUCGUGACGAUGUCCACGGUGGGGUACGGCGACGUUUACUGCCAGACGAUACUUGGCCGCACAUUCCUAGUAUUUUUUCUACUCGUCGGCUUGGCCAUGUUUGCUAGUAGCAUACCCGAGAUAAUAGAGCUCGUAGGCAAUAGGUCAAAGUACAGCGGCGAAUACAAGCGAGAACAUGGAAAGAGACACAUUGUUGUGUGCGGCCACAUCACCUUCGAGUCCGUCUCACACUUCCUCAAGGACUUCUUACACGAGGAUCGAGAGGACGUCGACGUGGAAGUCGUUUUCUUGCACAGGAAGCCGCCCGAUCUCGAGCUGGAGGGACUGUUCAAGCGGCACUUCACCACCGUGGAGUUCUUUCAGGGGACCAUCAUGAAUCCAAUCGAUCUGCAGCGGGUCAAGGUCCACGAAGCUGACGCGUGCUUGGUCCUGGCCAACAAGUAUUGCCAGGAUCCAGACGCCGAGGAUGCGGCAAACAUUAUGCGCGUCAUUUCUAUCAAAAACUACUCGGAUGAUAUACGUGUUAUCAUACAAUUGAUGCAAUAUCACAAUAAGGCCUAUUUAUUAAACAUUCCAUCGUGGGACUGGAAGCAGGGCGACGACGUGAUCUGCCUGGCGGAAUUGAAGCUGGGCUUCAUCGCCCAGUCCUGUCUGGCGCCGGGGUUCAGUACGAUGAUGGCCAAUCUCUUCGCCAUGCGUUCUUUCAAAACGUCGCCGGACACUCAGGCGUGGCAGAAUGAUUACCUGCAGGGCACGGGCUGCGAGAUGUACACGGAAACCCUCUCCCCGUCCUUUACCGGGAUGACAUUCCCCCAAGCCAGCGAGUUAUGCUUCACAAAACUGAAGCUGUUGUUGUUGGCGAUCGAGAUCAAAGGGGAAGGAGGUUCAGAUAGCAAGAUCUCGAUAAAUCCACGUGGUGCCAAGAUCGCUGCUAAUACUCAGGGAUUCUUCAUUGCUCAAUCAGCCGAUGAAGUCAAGCGUGCAUGGUUCUACUGCAAAGCUUGUCACGAAGACAUCAAAGACGAGACAUUGAUCAAGAAAUGCAAGUGCAAAAACUUGGGGCAGCAGCAGCGCUCCUGGGGCCGGGACCUAGUGGCCACAUUCCGGAAAGGCGUGCGGGCUGUUCAGAUGGUCGGAAGAGCAAGUGACGACUUCUCGUACGCAAACGACCACCAUCCUCCCCCCACAUUCACCCCGCCAGAACUGCCCAAGAUGGUUCACGUGAGAGGUGAAAUCAGUCGCGAUCUUGAUGAUCCGAACGCUAUGCGCAACCACCGAAAUUCCGUGGGAAUGACGACGAUGAACUCGACGAAGCAGGUCAACAAGGUGAAGCCGAACGUAAAUAGGACCGCCAGCGAGGGUUUGUCAAGCCCGAAUCAGCCGUACAAUCAGAGAUCGCAACAAGAGGAGUCCGCAUACGCUGGCUACCAUCUCGCCUACGAAGUGAAAAAACUCAUGCCGACGAACCGUGCGUCGGGCGGCUCGAACGUGAACAACAACGGUGGCCUGCAGAUCGGCAUCGCCGACGACCAGGCCAAGGACUUCGACUUCGAGAAGACGGAGAUGAAAUACGACUCGACGGGCAUGUUCCACUGGAGCCCGGCCCGAAAUCUCGAAGACUGCAUACUGGAUCGCAACCAGGCCGCGAUGACGGUGCUAAACGGUCACGUGGUCGUCUGCCUGUUCGCCGAUCCGGACUCGCCCCUCAUCGGGCUGAGAAACCUCGUCAUGCCGCUGCGAGCUUCCAAUUUUCAUUACCACGAGCUUAAACACGUAGUGAUAGUCGGAUCUGUGGACUACAUUAGGCGCGAGUGGAAGAUGCUCCAGAACUUGCCCAAGAUCUCGGUCUUAAACGGUUCGCCGCUGAGCAGAGCAGACUUGCGUGCCGUUAACGUGAAUCUGUGUGACAUGUGUUGCAUCCUGUCGGCUAAAGUGCCUAGCAACGAUGACCCCACCCUCGCCGACAAGGAGGCCAUCCUCGCGUCCCUCAACAUCAAGGCGAUGACGUUCGACGACACAAUCGGUGUUCUGAGUCAAGUUGGAAGUCCUAUCGUUCUCCAAAGAAGAGGAUCCGUCUACGGGGCGAACGUACCGAUGAUAACAGAGCUUGUCAACGAUAGCAACGUUCAGUUUCUCGACCAAGACGACGACGAUGACCCGGACACGGAGCUCUACCUCACACAACCGUUUGCUUGCGGCACUGCCUUCGCUGUUAGCGUGUUGGAUUCACUCAUGUCUACGACUUACUUCAACCAAAACGCACUGACUCUCAUAAGAUCUCUAAUCACUGGCGGUGCGACGCCCGAACUCGAGUUAAUCUUAGCCGAAGGCGCCGGAUUAAGGGGAGGUUAUAGUACUGCGGACAGUUUAGCAAAUCGGGAUAGGUGCAGGGUGGGUCAAAUCUCGCUGUACGAUGGGCCCCUAGCCCAGUACGGUGAGGGAGGCAAGUACGGCGAUCUCUUUGUCGCGGCUUUAAAGUCGUACGGAAUGCUGUGCAUUGGUCUGUACAGGUACAGAUUUCGCGACACGAGCUCGUCGUGUGACGCGUCCUCGAAGCGAUACGUCAUCACGAAUCCUCCUGACGACUUUACGCUGCUGCCAACCGAUCAGGUUUUUGUACUGAUGCAGUUCGACCCGGGCCUCGAGUACAGGCCCAGCCGCGGUGCCCGAGGCAAGGACGACGCCUCCUGACUGUUGCUGUGUAGCGCCCUCACCGACGGACCGUACUCCUACAUCUAAGCGCGAUACCUGCAUAAAGGUCGCGCCAACGUAGGACGUGCAAUUCUUGUGUGACAUCGUGCCGACGCUGAAGCCGCCAUCGCCAUCGCCACCUCGACACUCGUUAAUACGCUAUACCGCGCGUCCGUCGUACCCUCGCUCCUUGUCGAUCACCACGACUCACGAUGAAAAUCUCAAGCAAAAACAAAACGGACAUAGAAAGUAAAACCUGCAGCGUUUAAAUAUACGUACACACAGAGACACUUACACGGCCUUUCUCUAAGUGUACGCCUAGUAAAGAGGCCUAGGACCAGUCCCACGUACUACUACUGUUACCAAAACUAUAAUACUACUGCUGCACUGCUGUCACUGCAGAGUAGCUCAAUAACCCGGAUUUCGUUUUUUUUUUUUUGUUAUACUUAUUUUUCUGCUAUUCUUACCAUAGAAGCGGAACAGCUGAAACUUACCGUUAAGAGACGAUAUACGUGCACGCAUAUCGCAAUGAAAUAGUCGACCUUUCAAUCGUGUGCACGCGAUUAUGUAUACGACCAUCGUUUGAUAUUCUUUCUUCUGCAUAUUGUAUACGUUUCUAUACGUUUGCGUGUCAUUGUCUUUUUUUCUUUUUCUAUCGACGUCACGUUUAUAUAUGUGUACUGCAAAGUUUAUAUCGAGGCGAGAGAUCAGAGAGAUAACAGAUACCGAUACACGACUGCAAGACAAACGGAGCCAGGGAUAGAAAGACGAAGACAGAACGCACACGUGGAGAAACAGAGGAGAGAGCGCAAUGCGAGGGAGGACAAAGGAUGACGCGUCUCCGACAUGAGAGCAGUACGCGGAUACGGGCCAAAAUGCGCGAGAGAGGAGUAAACGCGUGCUUGUAAAAGGGGAGGCUGCGCUGCUGCUGCUGAAAUGAGUGACGGCACGAUCGAUCACGGUCCGAGGGCUGCUACACACAUGAUCUUAAAAUAUAAGGCGAACGAUGCAUCUAUCGAUGCAUACUGCAUCCUUUCUGCCUCUGUGGAAAAGGAUGGAGAAGAAGACGAAGCCGAAGUACAGGAGAAGAAGAAGAAAGCGCGAGUGUUUGCGUCUCGGAGUAUUUCGGAGCCCGCUAAUAUGCGAUGACGCGCUUUUUCCCGGCGGCACCGAGUCAGCUGCGACAGCUCGAUGUGUCUUGAAGGAUCACUAACGCGCGAGCGAGCUAUAGGCAUUACAUUCUUGCAUUCGAAAUUCUUUACGUGCAUCCAAAAAAAGAACAUUUUUGCAUCGUAACGUAUGGAACACUUUUAAGAAUAACGUUUAGAGAAUAAUAAUGGACGUAGAGACACGUUUAAACGCAGAGUAUAAUUAACAGUUAGCAAGAGAGACUUAUUAAGGAUUAAGGAUAACCUUUAUAAUAACGAUGAGAAAAUACUGUUUCUAAUAUAAUUGUAAUAAGUAACAUAAAUAUUUUACACAGAAUAUACGCUGCGGUGUAAUGAUUUCCGGACUAAAUUUAAAAUCUUAAAUAGAAGUAACGUUUACAUUGAACUAGAACGGUGAGACGAGGCGCGGUAGAGUAGCUUACGCGAUCUUCACAAACCGUUGCUCUCUGUCGGUAAACUCGCAAAUCGGAGACACUCUAAUGACAUUAGAAUUGCAUCUUUCUGGUUCUAAGUAUAUCGCUGUGUAUUACGAGCGCCGAAGCGUCAAAGCAUUAAUAUCCGCUAGCCUAAAACUAGCCAUGAACGUGUUUUCGGUGGUUUCGCGUUAGCAUGAGUCGUGUACUAAUACAUCUAAUAUUUGCUUAAAUCGUUUAAUACAUUUUUUACCGAGGCGCUUGUGCUCUUCGAGACACACGAAAUCGCGACGACGCUUUAAGCUCUAGCGACUAUCUCUAAUGCUAUUCAAUGCUAAUUAAGCACUGAACGCGCUUGGCUUAUGGGGCUCCAGAGACUUUCCGAGACGCUAACAGAAUCGCAACUCGUUAUAUAAAUAUAAAUAAUAUAAAUACUAUACAUAAGUGCAUCUUUAGAUAAGACAAACAUUGAUAUAUAAGGAUAAAAGCGCACGCGUAGAGAGCGCGCCGAAACGCGCGCGCGACGAACGCGCGCUGCUGCACGCCAAAGGCCAACUAUAAAACGCGAGAGAAAAGCUAAAUAAAAUAAAGAUAAAGAAUAACAAAAAAAAAAAUAAACAAAUAACUAAAUGAAUAAAAUAAACUAAGAUAUAAAACGGUGAAAUGAGCGAGGAACGUCUACGAUGUCGCGCGAAUACUCCGCUGCGAGUGCACAGCUAGGAAACGGAAAGAAAGAAAGACAUAGAAAGGAACACUUUACUUUCUGAUCGAAGGAGUUUGAACUUCUCUGCCACGUCACUUAACUUCUUUCAUUCGGACACAAAUAUACACAUACGCGAUACGUACACGCUGACACAACAAAAAAAUGUAUAACGUAAUGCCGUGGAAUUGACACUCGCGCGGAGAUAACACGCGACGAUGGCGUUUCUCAGACCUCAAUAAAACAUGAGCCCAAAGCGAGAAGAGAGAUAAAAUAAAAUAAUAUAAAAAUCGACGAUGUAGAAGCGAGGAAACUCCGGCUGACGAUAAGGGCGUCGAGGACACUCUUUGCCCCCUCGAGCCAUCACGAUGCAUACCCUAUGGUACGCGAUACCCAUGCGUAGCGAUGAGGAGUAUGCGAGAAGGAUAUAGAUAUAAUUAUACUUUUUUUUCGUUCGGAACAAAAAAAUACAGACAAAUUAACAAAAUAUAUACGUAAAGCGCGCGACAAACGAGAGUAAAGAAACGCAAGACUUUCAAAUGGGGUAAAGGGAGAAAAAACAGAGAUAAAAUAAAAUAAAUAUAGACGCGUAGAGGUGAGAUCGCACGUCGUCGGGGAUACAUAGCGAUUGCACAUCGCGUCCCGUGCGACGAUCGUGCGAAACUGCAAACCGUUUACGCGACGAAAAAGGUAAACAGAGAUAAAAAUAGGGAAAAUCUUUACCUCGUGUGUCUUGUCUAGGACUAAAUGAAGACUCUCAAUCAAGCACUUUGUACAGGUUCUAUAUACAUAUUAUACAUACAGAUGAUUAUUAUAAAUAAGAGGAAAAAUGAAACGUAAUGAUAAGGCAAAGACACCCUUUUCCACACGAUUUUGCGUAUAAAAGAAAAAAUCGGUUGUAUAUCGGUAUAUUUGCGGCAUAGAUAUAUAUGCACACACAUCGUGUGUAUAUAUAUAUAUAUAUAUAUAUAUAUAUACACACACACAUAUAUGUGUAUACAUAGACACUCUCUCUUUUAUAUAUUUUUGUGAAACUCACGUGUGUAUAUAUACGGACGUUCAUUAUAAUAUGCGACGAUACAUUAUGCAUAUAUCUCUAACUAUUAAGUCAUGUAUGAGAAAGACACGAAGUGGAGUUUAGCCAAGACAAAAAAAACAAAAACUUAAAAAAAAAUGAUAUUAAAUACAUGCGAGGUCUAUUUGUAAUAACCGGCGGCGCGUAAUCUAUGCGAAACAGAUGCGGUCGUCUUGCGUUGCACCGAAACAGAGUAUUAAUUUUUCCUAUUAGGAUUAAAUUUUUUUUUAAGAUUAACGCGAUUAAGAGACAUGGAAAUGGUGAUUACUCUAUUAAAAGUGUUUUAUAUUAAAAUAUCUGUUUCGUUGCAACAUGGAACGCCCGUUUCUACUUUUGCGCGCGACAACUGCAGCGACGAAGCGAUAAACGUACAUUCAUAACUCAAGAAUGUUAUGUAAAAUUAAGUGGUUCAAGUGCGGCAUAGUCAGACGUCAUCUGCCUUAUACGUAGGAGGUGAAAAGAAAAUCAUUGAAAAUCAAAGUAUGUUUUCUUUGGUGCUUCAAACGCUUUAUAAAGUAAACAACUGUGGCUCUCGAUGAAUGAAUAUAAUCUGAGUAUUAGAGAAUGUUGUUGUUUGUUGCACUAUUUAUUUAUAGUAGUGAGUAACGAGUUGAAAAUCUAUAUAUAAAUAGCUAUAAAUAAUUGUGCUGUUAAACGAUUCGGAUUUCAUUGCUUUUUUUUAAUGCUAAAUUUUCAACAUAGAGGGUGAUAAGUAUCAAUAUACCUUGUUGAUAUUACUUAAUUAGAUACUCGCCUUUUUUAUUUUAUUUAUGUUAAUCUAUGUAAUAUAUUAAACGUACGAAUCUUUGAGUCUUUUUCAGAAAGAUUAUACGAACAUAAGUAAUUGAUAAUUCGUGAAUAAAAUCGAUGUAAAUAGAUAAUAAUGACUGUCAGGAAAUAUUUGUAAGUAAGCAAUUAUUUGUAAAAAUGUGCUGUUGAGAAAAAGAAAAAAGCUAAUAAUGAGUAUUUACAAAUGAUAAACGCCAGAAUUUUAUGUUCUCGUGAUCACGAUCAUUCGUUAAUAUUCGUGCGCAAUCCAAUGGUUUCUUUUCAUUCCUCCAAGGCAGAUACGUUCACUCUCACGCGGGCGUAAGAACACGAAUAACAUAGAUGUAUAGAAAGAAUAGUUGGCGCGCGAAUUCAUCGUGCGAAGGGCAAAGGCCAAUGAAAAACACAGUAAAUUCAAAGUUCAAUGAAACGAAAAAAAAAAAUAAAAUAAAUCAGCGAAGGAAAAAGAGAAAUACUAGCUGUGGUAGAGGCUGCCGUGUUCGUUACAUGCAUUAAAAAAAAAAUUAAAAAGCAAAAGGUGUAUUAAGAAUUAAAAACCGCUGAUGCUGCUGUUGCUGCUGUUGCAAUAUCCACGUGCACUGUUCACUGCCACCGCAGUUCGUGUUAUUUAACGUAUAUAAAAAUUAUAUACCUUUACAUGUACACACGUAUACAUAAAUACAUUCACACAAACACUUACUCGAAAACAGAUAUACAGACAUUGUACACAUGGCUAAGACAUCGCGGCGAGGAGGUCCGGCGCGCAGCGGAAAUAAAACGAUAAUCAUCCCGCGGUCGGUCGAGUUUCAUAUAACUAUCUAUACACAACACUUCGAUCUAGCUCUCGUUCUCUAUAUUUCAUAUCUCCGUCUCUGUCUCUGGAUUGACAAGGUGCGUGGUUAACCCAAGGAAUUUUUUUCGCGGUCGCGUUGUAUCAGUUUUCUAGUUACUGAUGUCACGGCUCUCCUUUUAAUGCAUUCGAUUUUCUGUCAGAUUAUUUCACUUUCUUUUCACUUUCUGGCGUGUUUUUUUAAUCUAAGUAUAAGCUUUUAUGUAAACUAUUAGUCGGCCGCGAAAUUCCUUCAUGAAUCCUUCUCACCCGCCUCGUCAUUUUCUGCGUGUUCCUCGACGUGUCUCGAUCUACGUGAUUUCUGUAAAUUUUGUCUUAUAGACGUACGAUUAAACUUUGAAUAGUUCGAGGCUUUCGUGAACCGAUAACGUUUCUUUUUAUGAUGAGAAGCUGUUAAAAUACCUGCUCAAAGCUAAAAGCUCUUUUACUUAUUGAAUUUUUCUAUUUUAUUCACGUUAAACCUACUAAUCGGUAUUUUAUUUUCUUCAUCGCAAAUGAUUUUACGUAGGUUGAGUGGCCGUAAAGGUAUUUUGAACGCUUCUCGAUCAUCAAAAGUAAAUUGUCUUAUCAAAGAAUGCCUAGAGACGAGAAGAAUAUAUAUAUAUAAUAUAAAUCCAUUCGCCGAGCAGCCAUCGGGGAACUAAAGACUGCUGACUUAAAUGUGUACGUAAAACGUUAUAAUAAAAAAAAAAUUGAAUAAAUAAGAAGUUUUUUGCAAACUCGAUCGUAAUUCGUAGCAAAAGCGCGCGUAAACUGUCGAGCUUUCGCAACCGGCAAAGUAAACCUUAGAUAUAUAUAGAUAUAUAAAUUUAAAAAGAACGCGUCGCGCACAUCGUUGAAAGAGGUAACCGAAUAGAUUCCUUUAUUGCUCUCUCCUCUUCCAAGGCUGUAUAAAAAUAAAACUAUAAAAAAAACAUGGCAAAACGCUCCGAAAUCCCGACCUCGCUCGCCCCGGUGAAUUAAGAAAAAAAUACAAAUUCGUGCAUUAGAUUCGUGCAAGUCGUUCAUUAAUUCGUGAAAGCCUUGUGUAGUUUAUUAGAAAAGAUCGUGUUUUCGCCUCGCCGAAUCGUCCGACGAUCCUCUAGGGCUUUACAUACUUCACCCGUGCCCCUUUUGUGACUCCUUAUUUAUGUACGCGUUUGAUUGCGAUUACUAUGCGUUUUAUUUUUUUAUUCGUUUGUAAUAUUCUUUCAGGAGUGUGCGAAUUUUUCAAGUGAUGUGUGAGCAAGAAAUGUAAAAAAAAAUAUGUAACAAAUAAAAAAAGUACUUAGUGCCGUACGGAUGUAUAAUAAUAGUAUAGCUUAUUGGACUAUUACAUUUUGUUAAUUUAUUGAUGUGUAAAUGGCAAAUUUCAGAGUUUUCUUUUGUUAAAUACAUGGCAUGAAAUAGUAAAUAUUUGUCUAAACAUGCAAUUUUAAUCAAUUGUUAAGAUUAAUUGUUUUAUACACUCAUAACAGCCACAAUGGCUAUUUUCGUUAAAUUUGACAAAUACUCAUUUAUAUAGUUAUAGCUUGUUCUACUUUUACUGUGUCGUGUAGUCUAUGUCUACUGCUGUUAAGUUAUUAUUUGCUAUCACUGUGAAUCAGAGACUUUAUAUCAAUUAGAAUAGAAACGCAUUGGAUGUAUGCAGAUUUAUAGCUAUAUACUCAAUCGAUUUCAUUUAUACGCAGAAAAUUUUCGCACACUCAAAGAUUAUGAUAAUAAUCAAUUGAGUUCCUUUUUUAAAACUAUUAGAAGAAUAUGAUAAGGGAAAAGGGAUCGUCGGUAUCUGCGAGGUGCGGGUUACUCGCGCACUCUCUUUAAAUAAUUAAAUCAUGCACCAAAUUGAAUCGAUUCAUUCAUCCUUAUACCAUUCAAUUCUCGUGCACACUACGUGGAUAUCUCUACCGUGGUGCACAUUUUGCAUGUAUGUGGAACGUAUGUAAUAUUAAAAGUAAGGCGAAAGAAGAAAACGUUGCAAACAAAACAAAAAAAAAAUACUGCGGAACAUUAUAUUAUAACAGAGUGAGGAAUUUCAAAAUGCAAUGUAAACGAAACCGUGAAAUUGAAUGAUUGUAUAGCAAAAUUGAUGAGCUGAAAUGAAGCAAGCAAAAUAAGAGAAAAAUUACCUUACUGAAUUGAAGACAACGUUAUGUCAUUAAGCAGAUACGAUCGGAUUAUAAUGCUCUGUGUGGUGAAAGACAAAUCUGAAAUAGUAAACGAAAUGCAAGUAACGCGAAAAAAUACAGAACGGAACAUAAUGAAUGAACAAAAACAAACAAGGAAAAUGUAAUACGCAAAGAAUUAUAAAGAAAAUAGGCGCGCAGAGCGUACGCCACCUUUAAUGCCUCAUUGAACCUCAUCUAAUGCUUUUUUAUCUGUACAUUUACAAUUUGUGUACCAAUGAGGAACGUUGUUUAAUCAUGUUGUUGAUGUUAUUGUUAAAGAAUGAGAUUCAAUAUUGUACAUAACUAUAUUCAUUAUAAUUGAUGAUAUAAAUAAUUAUAUACAUAAAGAGAAAAAGUGAAAACAAAGAGAAUACGAAUAAUGCCAUAAUUCCCGUUUAAUCCGUGUUUUUACACUUAUAUACACAUGCAUAAAACACAAUGGACACGACAACACAAAUAAACUUUCAAAGACGUUUUUUUAUACAUACGAGUAUAAGAAUGAAGGAACUCUAUAGAAAUAUGAACUCCACCGAAUAUACAGACAUACCAACACAACAUAUAUUACACGAAACUGUUCUCCCUUUGGGGAAAUGACGAGAUAGCCUGUGAACAGAACGAAACCGUAAGGUUCGUCCACACACCGUCGAGAGAUCCUCUCCCCCGCCACCCCACGACAAUGUCUAAUGUGAUCCCUAUUGUGUAAUUGAAUCUACAUUAAAGUGAUAAGUACGAGUUUUACGUAAAAAAAUAAAUUGAAA
Nasonia vitripennis (jewel wasp) is the source of this 12883-nucleotide messenger RNA. It is a transcript of the gene slo, whose product is annotated as slowpoke. Gene Ontology annotation, molecular function: large conductance calcium-activated potassium channel activity. Gene Ontology annotation, biological process: potassium ion transport; transmembrane transport. The record is from RefSeq and is a predicted model, not a curated record. The coding region runs from base 1512 to 5003 and encodes 1163 amino acids. Gene Ontology annotation, cellular component: postsynaptic membrane. The transcript has 28 exons. Lineage: Eukaryota; Metazoa; Arthropoda; Insecta; Hymenoptera; Pteromalidae.